Messenger RNA from Camellia sinensis, 804 nucleotides. The record is from RefSeq and is a predicted model, not a curated record. Lineage: Eukaryota; Viridiplantae; Streptophyta; Magnoliopsida; Ericales; Theaceae.
AACUAAUAAUAUAAUAAGUUAUAUAAUUAAAUACCGCAACUAAAAAUAUAUAUAGUGCAUUUGCUGGUUAUAUAACAUUACCCUUACUAAUAAGUUGUGUGUUCUCUCAAGCACUUAAAAAAAUGUCGUCUCGACUUCUUGCUUCACUCACUGUAAUCAUUUUGUUGGCUGCUUUUGCCUCCGAAGCCACUCGUCUUCCCUUGUCUGAAGUGGAAGCUCUAAAGGAAAUAGGAAAGUCGUUGGGAAAGAAUGAUUGGAAUUUCAGUGUAGAUCCAUGUAGUGGAGAGUUGGGUUGGGCCAAACACCCUGAUCUUGACUCGUCUCAGAAUGCUGUCAAAUGUGGUAACUGCACCUCCGAUAACACCACAUGCCAUGUUGUCACCAUAGUUCUCAAAGCACUAAAUUUGAGUGGCGUUCUCCCCCGAGAAUUGGUCAAACUCCCUCAUCUCCUAGAAUUGAGUUUAACAUCGAAUUAUUUUUCUGGGGAGUUGCCGGGAACACUAGCAAAGUUGACCACUUUGAAGGAUUUUCGGAUCGGGGACAACCUCUUUACAGGAAGCAUACCCAAUUUCGUCCAAAACUGGAUACAUCUUCGAAAUUUAUAUAUCCAGGCUAGUGGUUUGGAUGGUCCAAUUCCUUUUGGCAUUGCUGUUUUGACAAAUAUGACUGAAUUAAGAAUUAGUGACUUGAAUGGAACUAAAGUAUCUACUUUUCCACCCCUUAGUAACAUGAGAUACCUGCGGACACUGAUGUUGACAAGUUGCAACAUUAUUGGAAGCUUACCAGAGUAUCUUGGGACAAUGA